GUUUGAAGGCAAGUAGGACGAACCCUGAACUGGCGCGAUCCGCGAAGGUGAUGUCGGCCCAGAAGGCGGGAGCUGCUCUAGCCUAGUAUCAGAGGGAUGGAUGAGAUUGUCGCUGAGUUUAUCAGGAGGACUAUCCUGAAAAUCCCAGUUGCUGAAAUAGUGAAAAUCCUGAGAAUAUGGGACUUUCUCCCAGAAAGUCAGCUGAAUACCAUAAACCUUCGACAAUGCAAGGAAAGUGUCUCUCAGGAAGUGGUUGAGCUUUGUAAGAAGAAACAUGCAAGUAUGAAAGAAGCUGCAAUUUUAGACAUAAUUUAUCAUCAAACGUGCCAAAUCAAGAAAAUUUGGGUUGUUUAUAAAAUGAUUAAAGCCCCAGGUGAAGAGGUUGACCUUUUUGAUAUGGAAGAGUUUAAAUAUUCUUUUAAGAAGGUUCUUCAAAGAGCCCUAAAAAACGUGCAUAUCAGCUUCAGAGACGGUGAGGAUAGUGCAGUAUGGAUUCGAGUUGCCUGGGGAACACGUUACAUGAAACCAAACCAGUACAAAACUACCUAUGUGGUAUAUCAUUCCCAAACUCCUUUUGUCUUCAUCUCUCACUGCCGUAUUAAGAAGUACAUUCCAGAGCUCUGGCAGGCACUGAUGACUGCUGGCAAUUACCAUAAGAUCCGACAAAUGGAACUCCGAAGCCUAUAUCUGGAUUCUCUUAAGGCUAUUGUUUUUAAACAGUUUAAUCAGGAUUUUCAAAUUUACCACCUCACACCUUUAGAAGAAGAAAGCUCUGAGGCUGAAAUAGUGGACCCAAGGAUCAUUCAUGAAAAUAUGAAAGAGAAGCAAAGAAUCCAAAGAGUGACACAGGAAACUUUUGGGAAUUAUGUCCAACCAAGAAUAGAAUUUGCACAAUAUAAGCUUGAAACCAAAUUCAAAAUUGACUCUAAAAACGGCAUCUUGGCUGAAAGGGAAGAACCCUUCAGAUGCCUGGUUAAGUUCUCUAGUCCACAUCUUUUGGAAGCAUUGAAAUCUUUAGCACCAGCUGGUAUUGCAGAUGCACCACUUUCACCACUGCUUACUUGUAUUCCUCACAAAGCAAUGAACUAUUUUACAAUUAGAGAGAAAUAAGUUUUAUUUGGAAUAAACAUAAGUCCCUUGUCUUAUGUUCUAAAACAUUUCCAUUCUCUUGUACAUGUACCUCUCCUUUCUAAGUACUAGUAUUUCAAUAAGAAGCCAUUGAGAAAACAAGACUUGCAUUCUUAAUGAAUCUGAUUCUUCUCUCUCAAAAAAUCAAACAAAUUGUUCUCCUAACAUAGGAGCAUAUGCAGGUAGGUUGGUCCUGUAGUAGUGCCCUGAAUGGCCUAAAAUGAAGACGGCUGUGCCAUAGCCAUUUCAAUGAUGUGUCCUUGUAAGUGACAACUGUCGUAGUUUUUCCACCUGUCCAACCCUUGGUUUUGUAACUUGAUCUUCUUUAGUCUUGGCUCAAAGAGCAAAUCAUUAAAAUACCAACAAGUACUACAUAAACUUUACAGAGAGAACAUGAAAUUGUUCUACAAAUCAGGCCCAUUACACACUCAGAUCAUCAAAUCCCUUUUCAUAUGACAUAGAUUUAGAUAUUCACAGAAACCUGUAUGAACAUACUUCUCUUCAUUUUAUGUUU
Messenger RNA from Trichosurus vulpecula (common brushtail), 1642 nucleotides. It is a transcript of the gene CENPN, whose product is annotated as centromere protein N. The coding region runs from base 97 to 1110 and encodes 337 amino acids. Gene Ontology annotation, biological process: chromosome segregation; CENP-A containing chromatin assembly. The record is from RefSeq and is a predicted model, not a curated record. NCBI's taxonomy places the organism in Eukaryota, Metazoa, Chordata, Mammalia, Diprotodontia, Phalangeridae. The transcript has 11 exons.